UUCUUGCAACCUUUUUUGGGUUUUUACUUUUUCAGCUCACGGUUAGUUGGUCCAUUGUUCCCGUUGAUUUUGGUGUUCGGUAGUUGAACUGAUGCUACCUGUCCUUACAAGUUUUUAAGUUUACUGCAGAGAUUCUUGCAUUACUGGUUCAGCGUUGUUGCCGAGUAUACGAGUAUGGUUUGUAGGUCGUGGCUGUGAGAAGUUGGGUUCUUGGAGUUUACCAUACAUCAAGUUCUUACCGUUUCGAUUUCCUUUCCAUGAAUAUGGAUAACGCGCUCGCGGGAAGUGCCGUGGUCUUCUGGCAGUUGCCAGCGGAGUUCCUGCAUCCUUGCCAAGUUUCCGUCGUGUCACUGGCCAGUCUGAAGCCGGUUAAGGCUGAGGAUGUCAUCAUCGAGCGCACCUACUGUAUGGGCCAGUAUGGGAGCAACAGUACAGAAUUUCCCUGCAUCGUUAUGCAUGUGGAUAAAGUCCGAAAUCGGCAAGAGUUGCGGAAACGUUUCACGGAGGAAAUUGAGGAGUGGUACGCCGAGAUCGGACAACAGUGGAGUGCUGAACGGGAAGCACCGAUCCAACCGCCGGUGCAGGUUGACGCUCCUAAGUCUAAUAGCGUAACUCGCAAUGCGUUGGGUAUGGUCAAUGGUCCAGUUGUCGUGCAGGGAUCAGCGACGGUUAGUAAUAACACCCCUCGCGCGUGCUUGAAAGCCAGUAUCAAGUACCGACCUCGGGCUCAGACGGUGCUUCCGGCCGUAAAAAAUGCUCGUCAACAACGUCCGCUCUCGGUGGAUGGACGGGGUUUUUCUCCGGAGAUCAAUACACAGCCCAAGAUUGGCAAAUUUAACAGCCUGUGGGGUUCUUCUGGAUCACGAUCUGGGGGACCGAUGCGGAAAAUUCGUAAGGCUAAGAUGGGCCUGAACUACUCGGAAUUGAACUCUGGAGCAAGGGUUGAAAAGCAUCGGGGACGAAUUUCUGUCUUCGAAUUGUCACAUGUUCCACCAACCGCGACCUGUAAUUCGGCUGUUGGCGCUGACCUGGCGUCGUUGCAGCAAGCCAUCAACGCCUGCGCUAAUUGGCGCAUCGGUUUCAAACAGAUUUUACGCAGGUUGUUCACUGCUGCUGAACUGCGACCGGAUGGAACAACUCAGAGUGUUGACAGGAAUCGAUUGAAACUCGCGUUGGCAUUAGUGCGGGAUUACUGCAAGAUGUACGGCACUGCUUUACCCAAGAACAGCGACUUAUACAGGUGUUUUUACUACACCAAGACUCAUUAUCACCGUGAAGACAAAGUGGAGGAAGGAGCCGACGCGGACGAGGAGGAAUCCAGAAUGUAAACAGGAAAUACAGUAUUUCGAAUUGACUCCAAAGUAGUAGUGUUGUUCCUAUUAUAUUUGCGUGACAUGUAUUUUUAUUUUAACCUUUGGGCACUUCGUACAAUUAGUAUAACACUAUCUCUAGUUAUUACAUGCUCAACGGUCUGAUGGCAUUAUGUGCAGUUGUAAAAGCGAUCAAAUCCUUUUUGUUAUUCUUUGCUGGUAGUCAUGCGCGUUGUUUCCGCUCGGGAAUUCGUUUGUUGUUGAUAAUGCAUCUGGAGUGUACUUGUAGAUUUCACUUUUGCAAUUUCGCCAAUUUGGAGAACGGUAUUUCAAACUGAGCGCGCGCUGUUUGGUUUGUUUGCUACUGAAAUGAGAAUAAAAUUUGUAUUUUUCCGAA
Molecule: messenger RNA, 1707 nt
Organism: Paramacrobiotus metropolitanus
Lineage: Eukaryota; Metazoa; Tardigrada; Eutardigrada; Parachela; Macrobiotidae
Exons: 7
Coding region: 258-1328 (356 amino acids)
Source: RefSeq, a predicted model, not a curated record